AUGACCUCGUCCGCUUUACGUCGCCUUGUUGCCCUAGUAUUUUUUUUGAUCGUCGGGACUCACUUGUGCGAGGCCGCUCCACUUGAUGAGUCGCGCGGCUCUUUGCACCAUAUUAGCAGACCGCAUCGGCCAUACUACCCAGUUGGCAGAAAUGAAACCAACCCUCACUCUGUGACCAUUAUCAUCAAUGCCAACUUGACAAUCGAUUUCCCAGGAUUUUCGCUAUCCAAGACCGAAAAAAUUAUCGAGUACGUGCUCGAGGAUCCUAGCCAAUUCAUCACCGACGCUUGGAACCAGUACCAGAAUGCUAAAAAAUCCCAGGAUCUCGUCACUGGAUUUGAGAAUUACCUACACCUUGUUUCUUUGCAGGACUCGAAUGGAAACCUGCUCGAAGACGUCUUGACCAACUUGGAACUCUACUCUAAAUACGUGAAUCCUCAAGUUGUUGGCGUUGUAGGGAAACAGAUGGCCAAAAAGGAAUCUAAACUGCCAGGCGAACAAAUCUUCGCCUUGGUUUUGAACGUUUUGAAGGAAGGGAGGGAGAAACUAGGCUGGCCGUUUUGA
Molecule: messenger RNA, 564 nt
Organism: Lachancea sp. 'fantastica'
Lineage: Eukaryota; Fungi; Ascomycota; Saccharomycetes; Saccharomycetales; Saccharomycetaceae
Source: the annotation of a GenBank genome assembly